AUGCACAGUACCAAUUCCGCUGCUUCAAAGAUCCUCACUUUUUAUGCACAGUUUCAUGACCUUAACAGUGUCAUUGGGGUGUUGAAAACAACCUUUGAAGAUGAACCUAACACACCCAUGAUGUGGAACUUGAUCAUAAGGUCCCAUGUUGAUUUGGGACUGUUCCAUUCAGCUUUGUCACUGUACAAAGAGAUGAGACAAAUGGGUGUUGCCCAUGAUACUUAUACUUUUCCAAUAGUGAACCGAGCCUUAUCAUCCAUGAGGGUUGAUGCUGUGUAUGGGAAAAUGAUCCACUGUGUAGCAACUCAAAUGGGUUUGGAUGUGGAUUUGUAUUUUUGUAAUACCAUGAUUGAUGUUUAUGUGAAAUGUGGGUGUGUUGGUUAUGCCCUUCGCGUGUUUGAUGAAAUGUUGCAGAGGGACGUGGUUUCGUGGACUUUGAUGAUUGCUGGAUAUGGUUCUGGGAGACAGGUUGGUGUGGCCUGUGAUUUGUUCAAUGAAAUGAGGAUGGAAUUGGAGCCAAACUCGGUUACGCUUAUUGUGAUGUUGCAAGCGUGUUGUGCUUCCACAACAUUAAAAGAGGGAACUUCAAUUCACGGGUAUGCAGUGAAGAGUGGAUUACUAAUGGAUUGGUCUGUGAAAAAUUCGGUUUUGAAAAUGUAUGCUAGUAGAAGAAGUACCAGAGAAGUGGAACUUUUAUUUAGUGAAGUAAACAUGAAGGAUGUGGCUUCCUGGAAUAUUUUGAUUUCGUUUUACUCCUCGGAAGGGGACGUGAUAAAAGUGGCUGGUUUGUUCAAAGAAAUGCACAGCCUAGAAGUGAACUCAUGGAACAUUGAAACUUUAACAUUAGUUAUAUCGGCAUUGGCAAAAUCUGGUAGUCUUUCUGAGGGUGAAGGCAUGCACUGCUUGGUCAUAAAAACAGGGUUUUCUGAUGAUGUUCUGUUGACUUCUCUGCUUGACUUUUAUGCCAAGUGUGGGAAAUUGGAAAUUUCAGUUCAACUGUUUAGUGAAAUUCAUUUUAAAAGCAACAUCACGUGGAGUGCUAUGAUGUCAGGUUUCAUACAAAAUGGUUCUUUUAUGGAGGCCAUAGUUUUGUUCCAACAAAUGCAAGCUGAUGAUCUUGAUAUUGUCCCUGAAAUUUGGAGACAUCUACUUGAUGUAUAUGCAAACUUGGGGGCUUUGAAAUUGGGCAAAGUGGUUCAUGGUUACCUUAUAAAGAACUUUUUUAAUGGACCUGUAGAUGGUACUGCUCACUUGGAGACAUCAAUCUUAAAUAUGUACUUAAGAGGUGGCAACAUGUCUUCCGCCAUAGCAUGUUUUGAUAGCAUGCCUGUCAAAGAUGUUGUGGCAUGGACAACAAUGAUUGAUGGACUUGGCUCCCAUGGUUUUGGCUUUGAUGCCUUGAAGUGCUUUUAUUUAAUGAUCGAGAAAAGAGUACAACCAAACUCGGUCACCUUCUUGAGCUUACUAUCUGCUUGCAGCCACUCUGGCCUUGUCAGUGAAGGCUGCAACAUUUACUAUUCUAUGAAAUGGUGUUUCGGUAUUGAGCCUGCUUUGGAUCACCAUACUUGCAUUGUGGAUCUUUUGGGUCGAUGCGGGUUGCUUAAAGAGGCCUUAGCCAUAAUAUUGAAAAUGAUAAUUCAACCUGAUAGCAGGAUUUGGGGUGCUCUUUUAGCAGCUUCCAGAAUUUAUGGAAAUAAAAAAUUUGGAGAAUAUGCAGCACUAAGACUUUUGGAACUGGAACCUAAUAAUGCUGGAUACUAUACUCUUUUGAGUAAUGUGAAAGCGAGUGUUGGAAGAUGGAAUGAAGUGGAAGAAUUAAGGAGAGUUAUGAGUGAAAGGGAUCUCAAGAAGAAACCGGGGUGGAGCUGCAUUGAGGUAAAAGAGGUCAUCCAAGGAUUUGUUUCUGGAGAUAUAUCACAUCCUAAAGCAAAGGAGAUCUAUGAAGCAUUGGGUAGAUUGAGUAGAGUGACACAGGAUUUUGGGUGA
Abrus precatorius (Indian licorice) is the source of this 1986-nucleotide messenger RNA. RefSeq names its product pentatricopeptide repeat-containing protein At5g16860-like. The transcript has a single exon. The record is from RefSeq and is a predicted model, not a curated record. Gene Ontology annotation, biological process: RNA modification. Gene Ontology annotation, molecular function: RNA binding; protein binding. Bases 1 to 1986 code for a protein of 661 amino acids. Lineage: Eukaryota; Viridiplantae; Streptophyta; Magnoliopsida; Fabales; Fabaceae.